Morone saxatilis (striped sea-bass) is the source of this 2182-nucleotide messenger RNA. It is a transcript of the gene cdc45, whose product is annotated as CDC45 cell division cycle 45 homolog (S. cerevisiae). Gene Ontology annotation, molecular function: DNA replication origin binding; chromatin binding; single-stranded DNA binding. Gene Ontology annotation, biological process: double-strand break repair via break-induced replication; DNA replication initiation; mitotic DNA replication preinitiation complex assembly. The record is from RefSeq and is a predicted model, not a curated record. Lineage: Eukaryota; Metazoa; Chordata; Actinopteri; Moronidae. Bases 152 to 1861 code for a protein of 569 amino acids. Gene Ontology annotation, cellular component: DNA replication preinitiation complex. The transcript is spliced from 18 exons.
AUUUCCAACAAGGAACAGAGGAGCUACCGCAGCACCGAGCCCCUGACAGGAGACCACAAUAACCCGCUGCUGGUGCCACUUUAACGCGGGUUCAUCGGCGUCGUCUCCUCUUUCCUUAAAAAAAAAACGUUUUUAUCCGACACUAGUGAAGAUGUUCAUCGCGGACAUAAGAAAGGAGUUUUAUGAAGUCGUCGCCCACCAGAGAGUCGCCCUCCUGGUGGCAGCAGACAUCGAUGCUCUCUGCGCCUGUAAGAUACUACAGGCGUUGUUCCACUGUGACCAGGUCCAGUACACACUUGUGCCUGUCACUGGCUGGCAGGACCUUGGCACUGCCUUCCUUGAGCACAAAGAGCAGUUCCGGUACUUUGUUCUCAUCAACUGCGGGGCAAAUGUUGACCUCCUUGAGAUGCUGCAGCCGGAUGACGACUCCAUCUUCUUCAUCUGUGACACUCACCGCCCUGUAGAUGUGGUCAAUGUCUACAAUGACACCCAGAUAAAGCUACUAAUCAAACAGGAUGGUGACCUCGGUGUGCCCUCGUACGAUGAUAUCUUUCGAGAUGAGGAUGAUGAGGAAGGAGGUGAUUCUGGAAAUGAGAGCGAUGAAGGCUCAGAGCCGUCUGGGAAACGAAGGAGAUUUGAUGAAGGGGCAGUUGAGAGGAGAAUCGAAAGACAGCGAGCGAAGAGGGAGUGGGAGGCCCGAAGGAGAGAAAUCCUGUUCGACUAUGAGCAGUAUGAAUAUCAUGGGACUUCUGCUGCAAUGAUGUUUUUUGAGCUGGCUUGGGUGUUGACCAAAGACACCAAGGACAUGCUCUGGUGGGCUGUCAUUGGGCUGACGGACCAGUGGGUUCAUGAUAAAAUCACACAUAUGAAGUAUGUAACAGACAUCGCCACAAUGCAGCGACACGUUUCCCGGCAUAACCACCGGAACGAGGACGAGGAGAACUCUCUCUCCAUCGACUGUAUGAGGAUCUCCUUUGAAUACGACCUCCGUCUAACCCUCUACCAGCACUGGUCCCUGUAUGAGAGCAUCUGUAAUUCCUGUUACACAUCAUGCCACUUUAAGCUUUGGACAUUAAACGGCCAAAAGAAACUCCAGGAGUUCCUAGCUGACAUGGGGCUACCUCUGAAGCAAGUGAGGCAGAAAUUCCACUCCAUGGAAAUGUCAAUCAAAGAGAACCUAAGGGAGGUCAUUGAGGAGUCUUCCAAUAAAUACGGUAUGAAGGACAUCCGCAUCCAGACAUUUGGGGUUCACUUUGGCUUUAAGAACCGCUUCCUGGCCAGUGACAUGGUGCAUGCUACUGCUGCCUUGCUGGAGAGCACUGAGAAAGAUGAGAGCGACAGUGACAACUUCAUCAAGGCUCUGGACUCUCUUUCCAGGAGCAACCUUGAUCGUCUACAUUCAGGCAUUGACCUGGCUAAGAAGAAGCUUAUAGCCGUCCAGCAGACUGUAGCAAGCUGCAUCUGUACCAACCUCAUCCUGUCCCAGGGACCCUUCCUCUACUGCUACCUCAUGGAGGGAACACCUGAUGUGAAGCUCUUUUCUAAGCCCAUGGCCUUGACUCUGCUCUGCAAGUACCUCCUGAAGGCUUUUGUCCAUUCUACGAGGAAUAAGCGCUGCAAACUGCUUCCCCUCAUCAUGGCUGCGCCCAAGGAUGUGGAGAAGGGGACAGUCAUUGUUGUGGGAAUCCCACCUGAGUCUGAAACAUCUGACAAGAAGAAUUUCUUUGGUCGAGCAUUCGAGAAAGCUGCAGAGAGCACCAGCUCCAGAACUCUUCAUGACCACUUUGACACUUCAAUAAUUGAGCUGAAGACGGAGGACAGGAGCAAGUUUCUAGACGCACUCAUCACCCUCCUGUCGUGAGAGGAAAUGUGAGCAUGAGUUUUAAGAUGGAGUUCUUGGUUUGAGUCUUGACCUGUGCUGCUUCUGUUAACGUCUUUAUGUUAGAUGGGACUGAGAUAAAUCGGUCCCAUCAGAAACAUACAGAGUCACCAGAACAAGAACUUUGUCCAUGUUUUUAAAAUCAGAUUUGUGUGUAUAUUGUACAGUCUUGUUGUAAAUGUUUGGAUGUCUUAUUUUUGCUUUAUAUUCUUGUAACAUUUGUCUUUUAUUCCCAUCUUUGUAUGUGAGUGGUUCACCACAUUUUUACAUUUUUAAACAUGUUUAAUAAAUCAUCGUAAUUCA